AUGCCUAUCACCAACAAGGAGGCUGCUCCCGGUGCCGCCAUGAAGGCGGAGAUCGAGGACUACACCAAGGCCCUGGAGGUCGUGAAGACCUACCAGGCUCAGGAUGGUUUGGAUAUUGACACCCUGCUUGACUCCGACAAGCAUGGUGCUCUGACCUACAAUGACUUCCUCAUCCUGCCCGGAUACAUCGGUUUCCCCGCCUCCGAUGUUUCUCUGGAUACUCCUGUCACUAAGCGCAUCUCGCUGAAGGCUCCUCUUGUGUCCUCCCCCAUGGACACUGUCACUGAGCACAACAUGGCCAUCCACAUGGCUCUGCUCGGUGGUCUGGGUGUUAUCCACCACAACUGUGCCCCUGAGGACCAGGCCGAGAUGGUCCGCAAGGUUAAGAGAUAUGAGAACGGUUUCAUCCUUGACCCCGUCGUUCUCUCCCCCAAGGCCACCGUUGGCGAGGCCAAGGACCUGAAGGCCAAGUGGGGUUUCGGUGGUUUCCCCAACGGAACGCUUCGCUCCAAGCUCGUUGGUAUGGUCACUUCCCGUGACAUCCAGUUCCACAAGAACCUUGACGACCCUGUCACUGCCAUCAUGGCCACUGACCUGGUCACUGCCCCCGCUGGCACCACCCUGGCCGAGGCCAACGAGGUCCUUCGUCAGUCCAAGAAGGGCAAGCUGCCCAUCGUUGAUCAGGCCGGUAACAUUGUCUCUCUGCUGUCCCGCUCCGACUUGAUGAAGAACCUCCACUACCCCUUGGCCUCCAAGCUUCCCGACUCCAAACAGCUGAUAUGUGCUGCCUCUAUUGGUACUCGUGAGGAGGACAAGAACCGCCUUAAGCUCCUUGUUGAGGCUGGUCUGGACAUUGUUAUUCUGGACAGCAGCCAGGGUAACAGCAUGUACCAGAUUGAGAUGAUCAAGUACAUCAAGAAGACCAUGCCCGAGAUCGACGUUAUCGCUGGUAACGUUGUUACCCGCGAGCAGGCUGCUUCUCUGAUUGCCGCCGGUGCCGAUGGCCUGAGAAUUGGCAUGGGCAGCGGUAGCGCUUGUAUCACCCAGGAGGUCAUGGCCGUCGGUCGUCCCCAGGCCGCCGCCGUCCGCAGCGUCUCUUCCUUCGCUGCUCGCUUCGGCGUUCCCUGCAUUGCUGACGGUGGUGUCCAGAACGUUGGUCACAUCGUCAAGGGUCUGGCCAUGGGUGCUAGCACUGUCAUGAUGGGUGGUCUCCUUGCUGGUACUACCGAGUCCCCCGGCGAGUACUUCGUCAGCAACGAGGGCCAGCUCGUCAAGGCCUACCGUGGCAUGGGCUCCAUUGCCGCCAUGGAGGACAAGAAGGCUGGUGGCGCCGGCAAGGAUGGCAAGGCCUCCAACGCCGGUACUGCCCGCUACUUCUCUGAGAAGGACCGCGUCCUGGUCGCCCAGGGUGUCGCUGGUUCCGUUCUGGACCGUGGUUCUAUCACCAAAUUCAUCCCCUACCUCAUGGCCGGUGUUCAGCACUCUCUGCAGGAUAUGGGUGUUCCUAGCCUCCAGGCCUUGCACGACGGUGUCAACGAGGGCACUGUCCGCUUUGAGAUGCGCAGCGCCAGUGCUAUGGCCGAGGGUAACGUCCACGGUCUGCACAGCUACGACAAGAAGCUUUACUCGAUGCCACACGCAAAGGGAGAUGGCGAAAAGAAGAAGAAGAAGCCAGCUGUUCCUCGGCCGAGUUCCAGCGUAAUACUUGUCUCCCCAAAGAAUGAGAUUCUUCUUCUGCAUAGGGUGCAGACAUCCAGCUCCUUCGCCUCGGCGCAUGUCUUCCCUGGUGGAAAUCUAUCCAGUCAGGACGGUCCAUGUCCUCCUCCGGAAGACCAAGCUCGACACGAUGAUCUUCCUUCGUACCGACGUGCAGCUAUCAGGGAGUUGUUUGAAGAGAGCGGUAUUCUCCUUGCCAAGGACACGUCAUCUGGGAAGAUGCUUGUUGUCGAUGAAACAACGCGCGAGGAAGGACGACGGCUCAUUCACCAGAAUAAGAUCACAUUUGCCGACUGGCUGAAGCAACAACAUGCGGCAGCCGAGCCUGAUAUUGAUAAGUUGAUCCCAUUUACGCACUGGGUGACUCCGAUCAACAAUCCUAAACGCUACACAACCCAAAUGUACCUAUAUUUCAUGCCACUUCCAGUCAACGUGGACAAAAAACUACUUGAGGUACUCCCGGCCGAGGGAGAACGGGAAGAAAUCCAAGUUCCAACCAGUGAUGGCGGCGUUGAGGUCACCGAGGCGCAGUUUCUCCCAGCCUCUGAAUGGCUUCGUCGUGCGCAAAAGGGAGAGAUUAUUCUCUUCCCGCCGCAAUUUCUUUUGUUGCAUAUUACCACUGGCUUCCUUGACCGAGAGCCUCGAUUAGGUGCUUCGAUACAAGAAAUGGAGAAACGUCGAACGGCACUUACUGAGUUUGUGCACUCGGGGUCUCCGCCCUGGACGGACAAGUAUAUCUCGCCCAAGAUGCUCAAGAUAACCGAAGACGGGCGCGCUGUCUUAGCCUUGGACGAUGCUGGCCCUGAAUUAAAGGGAUCGGGUCGUCGUGGCGAGUCUGAUCGUGUUGUUCUAGUCCGAUUCACCAAGGGUAGUGCGAGAGAGGUGGAUGUGGCGUGGAAGAAAGAUGUCUUCCGAGAUGGGAAAGAGGAGCGGAGUAAUCUUUAG
Messenger RNA from Penicillium argentinense, 2661 nucleotides. RefSeq names its product Cystathionine beta-synthase core. Gene Ontology annotation, cellular component: cytoplasm. The record is from RefSeq and is a predicted model, not a curated record. Bases 1 to 2661 code for a protein of 886 amino acids. The transcript has 6 exons. Gene Ontology annotation, biological process: GTP biosynthetic process. Gene Ontology annotation, molecular function: IMP dehydrogenase activity. Lineage: Eukaryota; Fungi; Ascomycota; Eurotiomycetes; Eurotiales; Aspergillaceae.